AAAUGGCAUGGUUGUCUUUUUUAAUUGAAGCACUGAGUUCAAAAGACGGGACUAUGACGUCAGUCACAAACUGUGGAUAGAGAGAGAGAGAGAGAGAGAGAGAGAGAGAGAGAGAGAGAGAGAGGAAAAGAAGAUGGAAAUUAAUUCCAUACAGGAUUAGCAAAGCUUUCAGAGAGUAUUUGUUAUAGAGAGUGCAAUGAAGGUUCACCAAACUGAUCCCUGGAGUGGUGGGUCAUCAUAUGGAGAAAGAUCAAAUGUAAUAACCCUUUCAUUUAGAGAAUCGAGGACUGAGAGGUGAACACAUUGAAAUGCACAACAUCACUACCGGUUGAAGCAGGGAACCCAGUCUCUGGAAGAGUGGGUGGACUGUCCGGGACUGAGAUGAGGGGAAAUGUCUCCACUCCGCGGGUUGUGAAUGUCUGUAAAUACCCACCACAGAGGGCGGUGAAGACUUGGUGACUGUCCUCACAUAAAACAGAGGCCAGCAGAUGUGUGGAGACCGAAGGGAUCGAGGAAAUGAGGAUCGGGGAGGAACUUGUGGCUGAGAUGGGAGAGCAGCCCUUAUCUUGUUGAUGGUUAGAAUGUCCCACCUGUUUCUCACUUGAUGUUUCAGUGUUCCUGUCCAGUGAAGCCAUUGGAAUGUGAAUAGAAAUUAGUGUUUGUAAACAUACUGAUUUAAAUGAAACCAGCGCAUUUCCUGUGUGGGUCUGAUUUGUGUGUUUGACCGGGAUGGAAAUCGAAACUCUAACUCCGAGAACUCUGUGACCUGGCAGUGGAGGGAAAGGGAUCGGGGAAGAUAUGGAGGGAAAAGCUAAAUACGUUUCCGGUGUACAUAUGAAAAUAGGAUAGGGAAAUAAUGAAAUGAUGUGGGAAAUGUGGCGGUGGAUUGGGCAGCGUGCGAGGAGAGGAGCAGAGUCUCCGGGUCACGUGGGAGACCCAAAGUCACGUGACCACGAUCCUGCGGGUUUGUUUCUGAGGCCCCGCCCACUGCCUGAUGACGCUCAUACAGAUCGCGCAUGCUCAGGCCAGGAUGGGCCCCAGUGUUUUUUCGUCCUUUGUGGAAGCGGGUCGGCUGAGGGAUCGGGAGGGGUCCUUCCCCCCGGGGGCGGGGAGCCGGGAACGGAUUAUUCUCUGCGGGGCAACACCAACAAUUUCUCUUAGGUAAGUAUUGAAGCCGGUCCCGAGCGGAGAGGUCUGACGGUGGGUCGUGAGUUAACUUUCCCGAACUCAAACAAGAGAAAAUCUGCAGAUUCUGGAAAUGCGAGCAACGCGCACAAAAUGCUGGAGGAACUCAGCCGGCCGGGCAGCAGCUAGAAAAAGAGUACAGUCGACGUUACCGGCCGAAACCCUUCGGCAGGACUGGAAAGUAAAAGUUAGACCUGUUAAAGUUAUUGGAAGAAAAGCCCCAACUAGAAGCAAACCACGACUGAAGACGAGGGAACAGCAACAAGUGAACCAGCCCGAAGACUGAGAGCAUCAACUGCUGAGAACCCAUCUGACUCAGAAAUUCCAGUGAUUCCGUCAGGAGAAAGUUUGGUUAAAAACGACAAGGGAUUUCUCUUCAGGAAUCACGGACACAACACACCAGUUUUUCUGUCUGUCCAGAUAUUUAAGAAUUGGAGCAAGGGAUUCAUUCAAUCAUUCUUCCUACUCAGACUGUGGGGAGGGAUUCACUUGAUCAUCUGAUCGACCAGCACACCCAUCAUUUUACUCAUGGGGGAGACCAUUCACCUGCCCAGACUGUUGGAAUGGAUUCACUCCAUCAUCUCAACUGAAGGUACAUCAGCAAGUUCACACUCGGCAAGGCCAUUCACCUGUUCUCGGAGUGAGAAGGGAUUCAGUCAGUCUUCCUAACUGUAGACGCACCAGUCAGUUCACACUGGGCAGAAGCUGGUCGUCUGCUGAAUAUGUGGGGUAUGAAUCACUCGGUCAUCUGACCUAAUGGCACACCAGCGAGUUCACACCAGUGAGCGGCCGUUCACCUGCUCAGACUGUGGGAAGGGAUUCAUUUGCUCAUCUAAACUGAAGCUACAUCAGCGAGUUCACACCGGAGAGAGGCCAUUCACCUGCUCAGUCUGUGAGAAGAGAUUCACUAAGUCAUCCCACCUACAGAGACACCAGCAAGUUCACACUAGGGAGAGGCUGUUCACCUGCCCUGUCUGUGAGAAGAGAUUCACCAAAUCAUCCCACCUACUGAGUCACCAGCGAAUUCACACUGGGGAGAAGCCAUUCACCUGCUCAGACUGCGGGAAGGGAUUCACUUUCUCAUCUAAACUGAAAGUACAUCAGAGAGUUCACACCGGAGAGAGGUCAUUCACCUGCUCAGCAUGUGGAAAGGGAUUCACACGGCUAUUCCACCUACAGAGACACCAGCGAGUUCACACUGGGGAGAAGCCGUUCACCUGCUCAGACUGCGGGAAGAGAUUCAGUCAAUCAUCUGAUCUACGGUUACAUAACCAAGUCCACACUGGGGAGAAGCCAUUCACCUGCUCAGAAUGCGAGAAGCGAUUCACUCGGUCAACCGACCUACUGAUACACAAGCAUAUUCACAUUGGGGAGAGGCCAUUCACCUGCUCAGACUGCGGGAAGGGAUUCACUAAGUCAUCCCACCUUCAGAGACACCAGCGAGUUCACACUGGGGAGAAGCCGUUUACCUGCUCAGACUGUGGGAAGAGAUUCAGUCAAUCAUCUGAUCUACGGUUACAUAACCGAGUUCACACUGGGGAGAAGCCAUUCACCUGCUCAGAAUGCGGGAAGCGAUUCACUCGGUCAUCCGACCUACUGAUACACAAGCGUAUUCACACUGGGGAGAAGCCAUUCACCUGCUCAGACUGCGGGAAGGGAUUCAAUAAGUCAUCCCACCUACAGAGACACCAGCGAAUUCACACUGGGGAAAAGCCGUUCACAUGCUCAGACUGCGGGAAGGGAUUCACUUGGUCCUCAGAACUACUGGUACAUCAGAGAGUUCACACUGGGGAGAAGCCAUUCACCUGUUCAGUCUGUGGAAAGGGAUUCACUCAGUCAUCUAAGCUGAAGGUACAUCAGCGAGUUCACACCGGAGAAAGGCCGUUCAGCUGCUCAGACUGCGGGAAGGGAUUCACUUGCUCAUCACAACUGAAGGUACAUCAGCGAGUUCACACUAGAGAGAGGCCGUUCACAUGCUUGGAAUGCGGAAAGGGAUUCACACAGUUAUUCCACCUACAGAGACACCAGCGAAUUCACACUGGAGAGAGGCCAUUCACCUGCUCAGACUGUGGGAAGGGAUUCACUAAGUCACCCGACCUACAGGCACACCGGCGAAUUCACACUGGAGAGAGGCCUUUCCUGUGCCCAGACUGUGGGAAGAGAUUCACUCAGUCAUCCCACCUACAGAGACACCAGUUAGUUCACACUGAGGAGAAGCCUUUCACCUGCUCAGACUGUGGGAAGGGAUUCACUCAGUCAUCCGACCUACGGAGACACCAGCGAUUUCACACUGGGGAGAGGCCGUUCAUCUGCUCAGACUGUGGGAAGGGAUUCACUCAGUUAUCCGACCUACGGGUACAUAAGCGAGUUCACACUGGGGAGAGGCCGUUCUCCUGCUCAGUCUGUGAGAAGAGAUUCACUAAGUCACCCAACCUACUAGCACACCAGCGAAUUCAUACUGGAGAGAGGCCUUUCCUGUGCUCAGACUGUGGGAAGAGAUUCACUCAGUCAUCCCACCUAAAGAUACACCAACAAAUUCACACUGAGGAGAAGCCGUUCACCUGCUCAUACUGUGGGAAGGGAUUCACUCAGUCAUCCCAGCUGCUGGUACAUAAAUCAGUUCACACUGGGGAGAGAAGCCAUUCACCUGCUCGGACUGUGGGAAGGGAUUCACUUGCUCAUUUAACCUGAAGGUACAUCAGAGAGUUCACACUGGGGAGAAGCCGUUCAUCUGCUCAGUUUGUGGGAAGGGAUUCACUUGGUCAUCUCAGCUGAAGGUACAUCAGCGUGUUCACACUGGGCAGAGGCCAUUUGCCUGCUCAGACAUUGGGAAGAUUUUCUCUCAGCCAUCUCAAUCAAAUGUGCAUCCUUGAGUUCACACUGGGGAGAGACUGUUCACCUGCUGUGAAUGUGGGAAGGGAUUCACUCAGUUAUCUAACCUAGAGACACACUACCGGGUUCACACUGGGGCGAAAGUUUCAAUAAGCUGCAUGCUGGAUAUUUGUCUAUCACCAUUGCUGGAUGCAAUUUCAAUAGUGACUGUUGGUGCUGAACUCUGCAAUUAUUGCUGCUUCUCACCACAACCAGCUCUGCACCCUGGUCACUGGGCAUGGGAGGAGUUUUUUUCUGCUGUAUAUUCACCUUUUGUGGGAUUGGAGUUCAAUAUUCUGGAUCGAAGACAGAUAAAUCAGUUCUAUUUUGAA
Messenger RNA from Hypanus sabinus (Atlantic stingray), 4388 nucleotides. RefSeq names its product gastrula zinc finger protein XlCGF57.1-like. The transcript has 3 exons. Lineage: Eukaryota; Metazoa; Chordata; Chondrichthyes; Myliobatiformes; Dasyatidae. The record is from RefSeq and is a predicted model, not a curated record. Gene Ontology annotation, molecular function: DNA-binding transcription factor activity; RNA polymerase II cis-regulatory region sequence-specific DNA binding. Bases 1942 to 3876 code for a protein of 644 amino acids. Gene Ontology annotation, biological process: regulation of transcription by RNA polymerase II.